Salmo salar (Atlantic salmon) is the source of this 2980-nucleotide messenger RNA. The record is from RefSeq and is a predicted model, not a curated record. Lineage: Eukaryota; Metazoa; Chordata; Actinopteri; Salmoniformes; Salmonidae.
CUGGACGGGACGCUUCUUCAGGAACAACAACACGGCUACUCUUUCAAUCACCUCGGUAGCUUGCUAGCUAACUUAAAUGCUAAACAUUGACGCUUUAGACCAUGUUAAUGUACAUUAGCUAAUCUCAGUGUUGUAAAGGCAGUCCAAUUGACGUAUCUACUGUUUAACUUUAAGCUAAUGUGGUUGUUCAAUUUGCAAACUUGUUAAAGAGUGAUACUGAGCCUAGCACUAGGCAAGUCGCUAAUGUUAACUAACUAACUAACAUCCCUGACCAUGAGUUCACUAAACUACUCCUACCUUGGUAAAUACGAGGAUGUCUACUGGACGGAGAAAGAAGCUCUAGAGCUUAACAUUGUCGUAAAAGAAGAAGAAGAGGAGGAUAUUACAGUGAAAGGAGAGGAAGAAGCUUUCAGAAUGAAAAAGGAGGAAGAGGAGGAUAUCACACUGAAAGAACAGGAUGAGGGUAUUACAGUGAAAGAUGAGAAAGAACCUAUUGUAGUGGAAGAGGGGAUAGAGGCUGUCACAGUGGAAGAGGAGGUAGAAGCUUUCAGAAUGAAAAAGGAGGAAGAGGAGGCUGUUAAAGUGAAAGAAGAAGAGGAUGUUGCUGUGAAAAAAGAUAAAGAACCUUUAGGAGUGAGAGAGGGGAUAGUAGCUUUCAGAAUGAAAGAGGAGGAUGUUAUAAGGGAAAAAGAGGAAGAACCUUUUAGAGAGGAAGAGGAUGCUAUCUCAAUAAAGGUGAAGGAGGAAGAUGUCUUGGGAGUGAAAGAGGAGGAGACAGAAGAUCAGAUUAACACCAAAGAGAGACAUGACUAUCGUGGAUCCUCUGGGGAGCCUCAACAACAUCCUGAUGCUGACGAGGCAGAGAAGAGUCUCUCCAGAUCAGAACACCAGAUGGACAACGCUAGCCCUUCCGCCCUCCUGGAGUCCCCGUGUCAUGCCUCUCCCGGUAGCACCUUACUGCUGGGUAUGAAGAGGGUGUCUGUGCUGCUGGUGGAAUGCAGGAAAACAACGGGGCUGAGUGGAACUGUGAGAGGAGGAGAAGAGAAGAAAGGAUCAGAUUUGACUCAUCAAAGAGAAAGACCAGACUCGGAGGAACCAGAGCCAGGGAUGUCCAAACCAGCAAGAAGACACCAAUGUUCCCACUGCGGAAAGGGUUGUAACCACUUAUGUGAGCUGAAACGACAUGAGAGAAUACACACAGGGGAGAAGCCUUACCACUGCUCCCAAUGUGGAAAGAGUUUUAGCAGUAAAGGAUACCUGAACCAACAUGAGAGAAUACACACAGGGGGGAAGUCUUACCACUGCUCCCAGUGUGGAAGGAGUUUUAACCUGUUAGGAUACCUGAAACGACAUGAGCGAGUACACACAGGGGAGAAGCCUUACCACUGUUCCCAGUGUGGAAAGGGUUGUAACCUCUUAUGGGAGCUGAAACAACAUGAGAGAAUACACACAGGGGGGAAGCCUUAUCACUGCUCCCAGUGCGGCAAGAGUUUUAACCUCGUAUGGCACCUGAAACAACAUGAGAGAAUACACACAGGGGAGAAACCUUACCAUUGCUCGCAGUGUGGAAAGAGUUUUAACCAGAAAGGACACAUGAAAGCUCAUGAGAUAAUACACACAGGGGAGAAGCCUUACCACUGCUCCCAUUGUGGAAAGAGUUUUAGCCAUUUAAGGAACCUGAAAGCCCAUGAGAUAAUUCACACAGGGGAGAAGCCUUACCACUGCUCCCAGUGUGGCAAGUGUUUUAACCAGUUAGGGGCCCUGAAACAACACAAGAGAAUACACACAGGGGAGAAGCCUUACCACUGCUCCCAGUGUGGAAAGUGUUUCAACGGGUCAGGGGAUCUGAAAAAACAUGAGAGAAUACACACAGGGGAGAAGCAUUACCAUUGCUCCCAGUGUGGAAAGUGUUUCCACCGGUCAGGGGAGCUGAGAAAACAUGAGAGAAUACACACAGGGGAGAAGCCUUAACACUGCUCCCAGUGUGGAAGGAGUUUUUACCAGAACUCGAUAAAAUACACAGAGGGGAGAAGCCAUACCACUAAUCCCAGGGUGCAAAGCUUUUGCCCAUUUAGGAUGCCUGAAAGAACACAUGAGACUGCACACAGAGGAGAAGGCUUACAAAAGCUCAGACUGUGGGAAAACAUAUUACUCAUAACAGUCACUUAAACGUCAUUAGACAAUCCACACAGGAGAGAGAAAUUACUUCUCUUAGCGUGUAUGUUGAUAUUUCACAUCUCAUUGACUCAAAACUCAUCAGAGAACGUACACAGUGCUCCUGUUGUCUUAUAUUGUUGACUGAUAAUGUUUUUACCUGUUUUUACCAUAUGAAAUUGCUUCUUCCAAUUAUUGAUAAUUAAACGUCAUUAGACAAUCCACACAGGAGAGAGAAAUUACUUCUCUUAGCGUGUAUGUUGAUAUUUCACAUCUCAUUGACUCAAAACUCAUCAGAGAACGUACACAGUGCUCCUGUUGUCUUAUAUUGUUGACUGAUAAUGUUUUUACCUGUUUUUACCAUAUGAAAUUGCUUCUUCCAAUUAUUGAUAAACAUGUACCUGUUAAGAAACUGACUGUUAGAACUGUUAAGGCUCCAUAGAUUGAUGAGGAAUUGAAAAACUGUAUAGUUGAAGGAGAUGGGGCAAAAGGAGUGGCUAAUAAGUCUGGCUGCACAUCUGGCUGGCUUACGUACUGCAAAUUGAGAAAUGAUGUGACCAAACUCAACAACAAAAAUUCACUUUAUUAUGAAGCCAAGAUCAAUGAUAUAAAGAAUGAUGGAAAAAAAACUCUGGAAGAAAAAACAUAAUGAAAGAAUAGCAGUGCAAGUAUUGAAUUUUAAUUAAUUAAUUUAAUUUAAUCCUAGUAAAUAUUCCCUGUUUUAGGUUAGUUAGGAUCACCACUUUAUUCUAAGAAUGUGAAAUGUCAGAAUAGUAGUAGUAGAGAGAGAUUUAUUUCAGCUUUUAUUUCAUCACAUUCCCAGUGG